GUCCCCUUCACGGUGGAGGUCGCGUGGGACCAACAGAGGUCGCUCCUCGCGACCGCGCGGUAUUGAAAUGGUCCUGAAGGUACUGAUCCUCGCCAGCGCGGCGUCGAUAGGCGCUCUGGUGUUCUCCCGGCGCGGCAAGGGAGGCGGGAAGGCGCGAGGAUGGAGGAAGAGAUCGGACGCCCUCAACGCCUUCCAAGAGCUGCUCAGGCUGAAGGGGAACGCCAAGGGACCGCUCCGGGGUAUCAGAUUCUCUAUCCAGGAUGUCUUCGAUGUGCAGGGAAGGGUGACGAGCCUCGGCUCCCCGGCGUGGGCGGCCACGCACGCACCAGCGACGCGUGACGCCCCCGCGGUCGCGUCGCUCCGAGCGGCGGGAGCGGAUUGCAUCGGCGUGACGCGCAUGGACGAGCUCGGGUGCUCGAUCACGGGUUGCGACGCCGUGGACGGCGCCCCCAUCAACCCCGUGGCACGCGAUAAGAUCCCCGGCGGGUCAUCGUCCGGCGCAGCCGUCUCCGUCGCAGGCGCGCCCAAGGAGGUUGACAUGGCGCUGGCGGUGGAUUCCAGCGGCGGCGUCCGGGUCUCCGCCGCGCACUGCGGACUCUACGCCAUCAGGACCACGCACGGCACCGUGGCCCUCGAUGGUGCGUCAUCAACCACCGGGAGCCUCGCCGCGGCCGGGUGGAUGUCGAGGGACCCGGACGUGAUCGCGGCGACGGCGACGGCACUGAUCCCGUUGCCCAAGGAUCAAAUUAGCGUUUCCCGUGUCAUGGUGUUGGAGGACGCCAUCGACCUCUGCGACGACAUCGCGUCGUGCGGGGUGGCGACCGCGUGCAUGCUCCUGAAAGACGCGUUCAAGAACGGGGGGAUCUCGCGACUGAACCUGGGCAAGCACCUGCUGAUGGCGUGCCCGUCGCUGAGGGAGAUGCAGAACAAGGAUUGCGCGACGGGGCUGGAUGUGCUCAGGAACUGCCUUAGGCUCAUCGAGGGCGAGGAAGUUUGGAGCCAGAUUGGCGGAUGGUACUCCGCAGAAAAGCCCGAGACUGGGGCAAAGGCGAAGGAGUAUCUGCUUGGGGCGUCCAAGAUCGCGACGGACAGUCUGCGUGUGAUCAAGCAGGCGCGGGAAGAGGUGCGGGCGGCAGUGGAUCUGCUCCUGGACGGCGUCACGGUGUUUCUGUUGCCGACCACGCCGUGCGCGCCCCCUCCGAUGAAUGCGGGCGCUGAGGCCACCGCGACGUGGGAGAGAAAGGUGCUCCAGCUCACGUGUCUCUCUAGCCUUACGGGCACCCCGCAGUUGACCAUACCGCUGACCUACGAGCAGGCCGAGGGACCAUACGGUCUGUCCGUGGUGGCCGGGCGCAAGCAGGACUACAUGUGCAUAGAAUUUGCCCGCAUGUUCGGUGCCCAGCUGAGAGAGGCGUUCCCUGACGUGGUCCAGGCGGAGCUUACAAGGUUGAAGGACGAAGAGAACGGUGGGAAGGACGAUUCGGACGCGGUUCCGUCGAUGUGCGAGGAGCUGAAGGCGCAGGGCAACAAAGAGUUUAAAGCUGGUAACUUCAAUGAGGCGAUCGUGAAGUACACAGAGGCUCUGACUGCGCUUGGACCGCCGCCUAACAUGCGCCCCGAUCCGCACCGCGCCUGGAAAUCCGUGGUGCUGUCCAACAGAGCCAUGACGAACCUGAAACUUGGGGUGUACAACGACGCGGAGGACGAUUGCACCGCAGCGCUAAAGCUGAACGAGAAAAACGUUAAGGCGUACCUGAGGCGUGGCGCAGCGAGAUCGGUGUCGGGGAACUAUCUCGAGGCCAUUGACGACUUCG
Molecule: messenger RNA, 1814 nt
Organism: Micromonas commoda
Lineage: Eukaryota; Viridiplantae; Chlorophyta; Mamiellophyceae; Mamiellales; Mamiellaceae
Gene: TOC64-1
Product: chloroplast envelope protein translocase family
Exons: 1
Molecular function (GO): protein binding
Source: RefSeq, a predicted model, not a curated record